Molecule: messenger RNA, 1662 nt
Organism: Pyrus x bretschneideri (Chinese white pear)
Lineage: Eukaryota; Viridiplantae; Streptophyta; Magnoliopsida; Rosales; Rosaceae
Product: DEAD-box ATP-dependent RNA helicase 36
Exons: 6
Coding region: 16-1488 (490 amino acids)
Molecular function (GO): RNA helicase activity; nucleic acid binding; ATP binding
Source: RefSeq, a predicted model, not a curated record
CGAAACCAAAACACGAUGGCUGAAGAAGAAAAUACUGUGUCCGUCGGCUUCCCUCUCUUCAAACCCGCCGCACCCAAAUCCCCAAAACCCUCCAAAAACCCUAAGCCCGCCACAACUACUGCCUCCUCCGCCCCUGACUUCCAAAUAGAAAAAUCCACAAACCCUAACCCCGACUCCGCCGCUACAUUCGCCGACCUCGGCCUCGCCGACUGGGUCCUCCGAACAUGCGACGAGCUUGGUAUGAAAAAGCCUACGGCGGUCCAAUCCCACUGCAUCCCCGAAAUCCUAGCGGGCCGGGACGUGCUGGGCAUCGCCCAGACCGGUAGCGGCAAGACGGCGGCGUUCGCUCUGCCGAUUCUGCAGCGGCUCUCCGAGAACCCUUUCGGGGUUUUCGCGCUGGUGGUCACGCCGACGAGGGAGCUGGCGUACCAGUUGGCCGAGCAGUUUAGGGCUCUGGGGGCGUCUUUGCACUUGCGAUGCUCUGUGGUUGUCGGAGGCAUGGAUAGCUUGACUCAAACUCAGAGCUUGACGGCCAGACCGCAUGUGGUGAUCGCCACGCCGGGGAGGAUUAAGGUCAUGCUUGGCCAGAAGGAUAUUCGUCCUGUGUUCUCUAACACCAAGUUUCUAGUUCUGGAUGAAGCAGAUAGAUUAUUGGAUGUUGGCUUUGAAGAGGAGCUGAGAGCGGUGUUUGAGUGCUUGCCAAAGAGUCGGCAAACUCUGUUAUUUUCUGCAACUAUGACAAGUGAACUCCGAGCACUGAAUAGACCUUCUGCAAAUAAGGCAUACAAGUACGAGGCAUAUGAAGGUUUCAGAACAGUUGACACUCUAAAGCAGCAAUAUGUUUACAAACCCAAAAGUGUGAAGGAUGUUUAUCUGGUACACAUUUUGUCUAAACUUGAAGAUAUGGGUGUUCGCUCUGCCAUCAUAUUUGUUGCAAAAUGCAGGACUUGUCACCUUUUGAGUUUGUUACUAGAGGAGCUUGAUCAAAGAUUUUCAGCGUUGUAUUCAUUUAAGUCCCAGUCUCUAAGACUUGCUGCAUUACAUCGAUUCAAAUCUGGACAGGUUCCUGUGUUGCUCGCAACUGAUGUUGCCAAUCGUGGUUUGGACAUUCCGACAGUCGACCUAGUUAUCAAUUACGAUAUUCCAAGGGAUCCAACGGAUUAUGUUCACCGUGUGGGGCGUACUGCAAGAGCAGGCAGAGGAGGUUUAGCCAUAAGCUUCAUUACCCAAAAAGAGGUAAACCUCGUUAAGAAAAUAGAAGAAGUUGUAGGGAAACAAAUGGAGGAAUUUGAAUGCAAGGAAAACGACGCUCUUGCUGAUAUUACCAAGGUUUUCAAGGCUAGGCGUGUUGCAAAGAUGAAGAUGCUGGAUGAUGGGUUUGAAGAGAAGGAACAAGAACGGAAGAAACAAAAGCUGAAGAUGCUAGAAGAGAAAGGUUUACUGAAGAAAAGGAGCAAGAAGAGGAAAAGGGAAAAAUCUGACAAGUAAUUGGCGCCUAUCUCGAACCGAAAAACUUCAAUAGUAUCAUUUUUGUAGAGUAGGCCUUUAAUACAAGGAUACAAUGUCCUAUUUUUAAGCUUGCUUUGUUUCUUUGUUAAUUAAAUUUCAAACUUUGUAUGUUGUGAAAAGUAACUAUUAAUUCGAUCAUCUCUUCUUUCGUUA